UUCGUCUCCUCCCAACCAAGCUCCAAAAUGAGCCCCGAUGGCAUUCGCAACAUCGUCGGCAUCAUCGGAAACAUCAUCACUCUUGGGCUCUUUCUCUCGCCGGUGCCGACGUUUUUGAAGAUAUGGAAGAGGAAGGCAGUGGAGGAUUUCUCACCGAUCCCUUAUUUAGCGACAUUGUUGAACUGUGGGUUGUGGGUUUUCUAUGGAAUGCCUUUUGUUCACCCAAAUAGUAUUCUCAUUGUUACUAUCAAUGGGGUUGGUGUUGUUCUUGAGUCGCUGUACAUCAUCAUGUUCUUCGUUUACGGCACUAAGAAACUUAGGUUGAAGAUGGUGAUGAUUUUGUUGGCGGAGAUUGUGUUCAUGGUGAUUGUUAUAUUGGUUGUCAUGCUCAGCACUCCGUCUUACGGUAUUCGGACGAAGAUUGUUGGAACUCUUUGUAUUGUCUUUGGGACUAUUAUGUAUGGCUCGCCGCUCUCGAUUAUGGGACUUGUUAUCAGGACUAAGAGUGUUGAGUACAUGCCUUUCUACCUAUCUCUUGCGAGCUGCCUCAAUGGCAUCGACUGGACAAUCUAUGGGUUUAUUCACUUCGACAUCUUCGUCGUUCUGCCUAAUGGAUUGGGAGCACUGCUAGGCUUAGCACAACUAGUUCUAUAUGCCUGCUACUACAAAUCUACACCGAAAAAGACUGGCGAGCCGAGAGGGGAGCUCGAGUUGCCGACAACAGCACCAUCAACAAGAUGAUGAUGAUGAUGAUGAUGAUGAUUGUUGUGAAUCAGGGUCUCAUAUUUUGAUCAAUACUGUUUGCAGGAUUUUAGUUUUAUUUUGGGAUCUUGGAUGAUGAUUG
Messenger RNA from Dioscorea cayenensis subsp. rotundata (Guinea yam), 844 nucleotides. Its product is annotated as bidirectional sugar transporter SWEET6b-like. NCBI's taxonomy places the organism in Eukaryota, Viridiplantae, Streptophyta, Magnoliopsida, Dioscoreales, Dioscoreaceae. Bases 28 to 741 code for a protein of 237 amino acids. The record is from RefSeq and is a predicted model, not a curated record. Gene Ontology annotation, biological process: carbohydrate transport. The transcript is spliced from 6 exons. Gene Ontology annotation, molecular function: sugar transmembrane transporter activity. Gene Ontology annotation, cellular component: membrane.